AUGGGCGUGCCCUCUGCUUCCUCUUCUUCGCCUGCUCCGACAUCCUGGCAUUCGACUGCGCUUGCCGGUGCGCCGGAUCAGAAGGUCGACGGCGCGACGUACAUCGAAAACGUUGUCCCUCCGCCUCAGUCCCCUACGUCUAAGCUGAACGACCCUGAGAGCGGACUCGCGCCGUUGUCGGAGCUGCUUGACCUGGAGGAGGAGCCUAUCCCGGAUCGCCUGUGGACAAUGAAGGGCAUGAGUCUUCUCGUGGUCACUGGAACUGCGCAGUUGCUCGACAACCUGCUAUUAACAGCCGUCAACAUUUCUCUUCCGGCCAUGUCUCGCUCGCUCCACAUCGAAGCAUCCAGUACCAGCUGGAUUAUGAGCGCGUACGCGCUUGCAUUCGGAGGGUUCUUGCUCCUUGCGGGCGUGAUGGCAGACCGAUAUGGCAGAAAACGCGUCUUUGAACUUGGAAUGGCCUGGCUGACGCUCUGGACGCUACUUGUCUCUUUUGCGCCAAACAAGGUCGCUGCCAUCGUCUUCCGCGCCAUGCAAGGUCUCGGCGCUGCCGCUUCUGUCCCUGCUGCGGUCGGCAUCCUGUCGCAAUACUUCAACUCCCGGGAACGCAACACCGCGUUAUGUAUCUUUGGCGCCGCCGGUGCGGUCGGCUUCUCCUCCGGGCUCGUGUUCGGUGGCAUCAUCCAGGCCUUCCUCAACUGGCAAUGGAUCUUCCGCAUCUCGGCCAUGCUCGUCGGCGCCAUCACCCUCGCGGGCGUCUUCGUGCUCCCGCCGGACGCGGAGGUGGAAGGACCGAAGCCGGCGAUGGACUUCAUGGGCGCCGGCCUCGGAACGGGCGGGCUCGUCUUGCUCGUGUUCUGCCUAUCGAGCGGCGGAAUCUACGGAUGGGGCAAGGCACGUUCUCUCCUCCUCGCGUUCAUCAUCGCGGUCCUCAUCGUCUCCGUCUUGAUGCUCGUCGCGUUCACCUACGCCGAGAAGAAGGUCAAGAAUCCGCUCAUGCCGCUCAUGCUUUGGCGUGCGCCCAAUUUUGGCGUGUCCUGGGUGUGCGGCUUGCUUCUGUACUGUUGGUGGCAGAGCGUGGUGUACUACAUGGUGCUUAUCGCACAAAACGUGCACCAUCUGAGCGCGAUCCAGACCGCGCUCAGGUUCAUGCCGAUUGGCAUCAUCUCCUUCCCCAUCUGCGUUUGUGGAGGAUGGUAUAUCCAGCGGUUCCCGCUGAAGAUGCUCAUUAUGUUCAGCAUGAUUGGAUGUGUCGUUUCGGUCAUCCCGGCAGCCGUGAUGACGAUCAAGUCCGACUUCUGGACGCACCUGUUCAUCACGUCCAUACUUGGAUCGAUCUUCAUCAGUCUCUCUUACAGCGUGCUGAACCUCGCGCUGAUCAGCGCGGUUCCGCCGUCCGCCCAGGGUCUAGCCGGUGGCUUGGCCAACACGUCUUACCAGCUCGGCUCAGGGAUUGGACUGGCAGUCACCGCCGCCGUGCAGCAAGCCGUGUCCAAAGGCGUCGAUCCGCACUCGCCCGCCGGCCUACUUGCGGCGUACAAGGCAUGUCUGUGGACGACGGGCGGGAUGGCGGGCAUGGGAUUCGUCCUCGUCGCACUCUUCUUGCGCAACCUCACGCCUAUGUCGCGAGGCCCGGUUACGGUCCACUAA
This is a messenger RNA of Punctularia strigosozonata HHB-11173 SS5, 1650 nucleotides long. Its product is annotated as MFS general substrate transporter. The record is from RefSeq and is a predicted model, not a curated record. The transcript is spliced from 11 exons. Gene Ontology annotation, biological process: transmembrane transport. NCBI's taxonomy places the organism in Eukaryota, Fungi, Basidiomycota, Agaricomycetes, Corticiales, Punctulariaceae. Gene Ontology annotation, cellular component: membrane. Bases 1 to 1650 code for a protein of 549 amino acids. Gene Ontology annotation, molecular function: transmembrane transporter activity.